This is a messenger RNA of Rosa rugosa (rugosa rose), 4268 nucleotides long. Its product is annotated as ankyrin repeat-containing protein ITN1-like. The transcript is spliced from 4 exons. Bases 2 to 1999 code for a protein of 665 amino acids. Gene Ontology annotation, molecular function: protein phosphatase regulator activity; protein phosphatase 1 binding. The record is from RefSeq and is a predicted model, not a curated record. NCBI's taxonomy places the organism in Eukaryota, Viridiplantae, Streptophyta, Magnoliopsida, Rosales, Rosaceae. Gene Ontology annotation, cellular component: plasma membrane.
AAUGGAUUCUAGACUUUUAGUGGCAAUUAAGAGAAAUGACAUACCCACAUUUAGCCGGUUAGUCAAAAAAAACAAAGGAAUUCUUGAGCAGAGAGAAGCUGAUACUUGGAACACACCGUUACACCUUGUGUCAAAGUUUGGUCAUGCUGACAUGGUGUCUGAAAUUGUCACGUCACGCCCUGAAAUGGUUGCUGCUGAGAAUAAGGGCCUGGAGACUCCUGUUCAUGAAGCUUGUCAAAUAGGGAAUGCCGAGAUCUUGAAGCUGUUACUAAAUGCCAAUCCUGGGGCAGCUCAUAAGCUUAACACCGAAAACAAGAGUGCCCUUUUCUUGGCUUGCAGCUAUGGCCAUGUUGAUGCGGUGAAUGUCCUCCUGAAUGAGCCUGGGAUGCUGGAUUUGAUCGAAGAUGGGAUUGAUCAAACUUGCAUCCAUGCUGCUGUGUUUGGUGGACACAUAGAUGUUGUUAGAGAGUUGUUACGUGUUUGUCCUGGCCUUGCAACUAGGAUUGAUGAGAAUGGAAACUCACCAUUGCACUAUGCAUCUGAAAAAGGACACAGGGAGAUAACCUGGGCACUCUUAAGGCUCGAUCCAAAACUUGCUCAGCAAUACAAUAACAAUGGUUACACACCGUUGCACUUGGCAACGAUAAACUACAGAGCUUCAGUCAUUGAAGGAUUUGUCUUCAUGGCUCCUGCAUCUUUUCAUUUAGGCACAAAAGAUGGAGAGACAGUGUUUCACUUGGCUGUGAGAUUUGGCCUAUAUGAUGCUUUAGUUUUCUUGAUCCUUGUCUGCAAUGGCAUGAAUCUCUUUGGUUGUCGAGAUCGUGAUGGAAACACCAUCUUACAUCUUGCAGUUUCUGGAGCACAACAUCAGAUAGCAGAGUACCUCCUCAACAAAACACGAGUGGAGAUCAACUGUCGAAAUUGCAGAGGACACACAGCACUUGACAUUCUUGACCAGGCCAAGGACAGUCUAGAAAAUCGGCAUCUUGCAGCCAUUUUCAUGAAAGCAGGAGGUAAAAGGAGCACGGAGUUGUUAUCUCAAUCAGAAAAUGCAGGUAGAGUCAAUGCAGUGACUCUCCUUGACAACAUGCCAAAAAGAGCCCAAUUUGUUACAAAGCAUGAAUUGCAGUUGACCACUAAAAAUCAUGAAAUAUGUUCUUCCCCUGCAUCCAAUACCCCAUCUAGUUUUUCAUCACUCAUGUCAAGAAACUCAUCUAGUUUUCCAUCACCUCAUUCUAGUCGGUCAUCGCCUAAUCUGCCAUCACCGCAGACUAACAACUCAUCGCCUCAACAUCCAGUAAGGGGGGUGUUUGACAAUAAAUUUCAAAUGCCGGAGCCCAUGGUGUCUACCAUGGUGACACAACACAAGCCUCCUAGUGAGAAUUUUUACGAACCCCGAAGGAAGCAGCAUAAGGCACAUAGAGAGGCAUUACAAAAUGCAAGGAACACUAUAAUACUAGUUGCCAGUUUGAUCGCCACAGUUACUUUUGCCGCUGGUAUCAACCCCCCGGGUGGUGUUUAUCAGGAGGGACUAAUGAAAGGGAAGUCAAUUGCAGGCAAAACAACAGCUUUCAAGGUCUUUGCAAUAAGCAAUCAUGUUGCGCUGUUCACAUCACUCUCCAUAGUUGUUGUUGUUGUCAGUAUCAUCCCCUAUCAGAGAAAGCCAUUGACACGACUAUUGGUGGUUGCUCACAAGGUCAUGUGGGUAGCUGUUGCAUUCAUGGCAACAAGUUAUGUUACAGCAACAUGGGUGAUCUUGCCACAUAGUGAGCGUAAAGAAUUGGUGUUUGUAGCUUUAUUGGCUGUGAGCAUUGGCAGUUUGGGAACGGCUUUUAUUGGUCUUAGUGUGAUGCUAGUUAAUCACUGGCUGAGGAAAUCGAAGUGGAGAAAGGAAAGAAGAGAAAGAAGAGAAAGAGGAGAGGCUAAUGCAGACCUUGAAAUGGGAAGCCAAAAUUCAGACAUGGAGAGCACAUACGAUCAGGGAUAUCACUCAUACUGAAUGUUUUCAUCUCCCAAAGGAUUGAUGCGUAUAUCUUGGUUUCCAAGUAAGGAGGCACUUGAUUUCAGUACUAUACUAAUUUGAAAUAAUUUGAUAGAUUUAAUUUCCUUAUUCUUUAUUUGAACCGAUGGUCAUUGUGAAGCUGUGAGGCCUAGUAUGUUAUUGUUGUUGUAGUAUAUAUGACUCAUGUUGUAGUAUGUAUGAGUCAUAGUAUAAAUGUCUAUAUCAUGUAAUAAGUACUUGAGUGUAUAAACAUAGGUACUUGAGUGUAUGAAGACUUGUGUGACAUGCUUUAUACCAAGAGGCAACAAGCAUGACAGAUUUCAUCAUUGAAUGCAAGUAUGUGGAGCUGCAGCCCUCAAUCAACAAGAGAAGAUUGUUACCAAAUUGAGUUUCUCAUAGAGCUUUCACACUAGCUAUGUAUUCCUAUAAAUACAUUCCUUUGUGAGAAGAAUAAUACACAUGAAUUCUCAUUCUCUCUGAAUCGAAACUCUCUCUCUCUCUCUCUGUCAAUUUUGAUUAUCCUUAAACACGUUAUCAGCACGAAGUUGCUCUAGAAUUAGAAUCGAAAAUUGACAAGAGUAGAGUUCAUCAUCAAUCGAAGUCAUUUUUCCAAACCUACAAAAAACCUCCAAAACCUAGCUCAUAUCAACGCCAUUGAUCCCAGAAGCCCAGAACCGGCCUCAGAAUCGCCGGAACCGGCCGGAAAAGGCCUGAACCGGCCGCCGGAAUUUUUGAACAGAACCAGACCGCUGCCAAGUGCUGCCGAGCAGCUGCGCAGCAGCUGCCGAGACCCUGCGCAGCAGCUGCCGAGCGACCUGCGCAGCAGCUGCCGAGACCCUGCUCAGCAGCUGCCGAGACCCUGCUCAGCAGCUGCCGAGAAGCUGCUGCGCAGCUUCCGAGCGACCUGCGCAGCAGCUGCCGAGCGACCUGCGCAGCAGCUGCCGAGCGACCUGCGCAGCAGCUGCCGAGCGACCUGCGCAGCAGCUGCCGAGAAGCUGCGCAGCAGCUGCCGAGUCACCUGCCAAACACUUUUAAGUGAUUUUCCUGUGCAGAUCAGCCUGUUUGCACGCCCCGAAACAUCUUGAUAGGGACCUCAGAUCAAAAUCCUUCCUUCAUCAAAGUUGUUCGUCUAUGUCUCUUCUAUCUGACCUCCAAAUUGUAGCCCUGUUGGAGUAGUUUUGAGACCUGUACACCAUUCGAAGUGGGAGCUGUUCAGCACGCUCGUUCCUGUGCAGAUCAGCCUGUUUGCACACCCUGAAACAUCUUGUUCAGAACCUUUAAUCAAAAUACUUUCUUCAUCAAAGUUCUUCAUAUAUGUCUUUUCUAUCUGACUUCAAAAUUUCAGCCCUGUUGAAGUCGUUUUAAGACAUGUACACCAUUCAAAGUGGGAGCUAUUCAGUAUGAUCGUUCCUGUGCAGAUCAACCUGCUUGCACGCCGAUAAACGUCCUUUUCGGGACAUCUAAUCAAAAUCAUUUCUUCAUCAAAGUUGUUAAUCUCUGUCUCUUAUAUCUUAUCUCCAAAUUUCAGCCCUGUUGGAGCAGUUUUGAGACCUGUAUAACAUUUGAAGUGCGAUCUGUUCAGAAGCAAAUUUGCUCCGAAUUUCAACAAGAUGUCGAAUGAACCUAGACUCGAUUUUCCAAUGCUUGACUCAACAGGCUCGGAAUACCAUGGCUGGGUAACCAACGUUGAGAACCAUCUCACUACGAGAGGGAUAUUGCCCAUAAUACAGGCACCUAACCAGGGCCUUGUGUUCCAACGAACACCCACAAAGCAUGCUGCUCAAGUAAUUAUCUUGAUGUGAUACCAUAUGGAUCAAUUGAAGCAUUGGUUCAAGCAAUGCCAUGCAAGUACCCAACUAGCCGCAAGCUACAAGGAGUAUAGGCAAUUGAGAGAGCAAGAAAUCAAUCUUGCUGAAGAUGAAGAUGGUGAAGAUAUCACUCUCACCACUGAGGACUUCAAAGUUGUAAAGAGCACGAGGAUGCCGCAGACUUUGAUUAGAAUAGUCCUUUUCUAUUUUCCAAUAAAACGGCAAAUGUGCCUUAGUCAACAAAUGACAAUUGUAUUGACUCUUUCUCAUGUGGCGUACCCAAUGAAGUAUGAUGUCUAGGAAAGUAAUUGAGAUCGGGGUAUUUAAGCGAGCCUCGCUCCACCAACAUCUCUCUACUUCCCUGGUCAUAUUUCAUUGGAAUUACCAAACGGAUUGGCAAUUACAAUUUGUAUAAGUUUGAUUUUAUUUUGGAAUAGAUUUUGGAAACUUUGAUGUAA